This is a messenger RNA of Funneliformis mosseae, 921 nucleotides long. Lineage: Eukaryota; Fungi; Glomeromycota; Glomeromycetes; Glomerales; Glomeraceae. The record is from the annotation of a GenBank genome assembly.
AUGCCUUUCAAAGGUUUCGCGCAGCUAGAAAACAUUUGUAAAGCGUCUUCAGAAGUUGCUUCACUUAACUUUACUUAUCAUAAUGCGCGUUUAGCUGCUCUUUUAGAGUCUGGCGGGAGUAAAAAGUCGAUUCGAGAUGCUGCGCCCCACGAAAGAAAAUUGUUUACUUUUGUAGAUGAACUUGGAACAAAGUCUCGACAGGAAUUAGAACAACCUACUCCUUUACGUGGUCCUGGUCCUAUAACUGUGGAUAAACUACUCCGAGCAGCAAACGUGCUAGCUCAGAUUUGUGAUCUUCAGGAUGUAAAGGAAAGGAUUGAAUCUUUGGCACAACAAUAUGAAGAAAUCACUUCCUCAAUCGAUAGUUUGGAAUCCAUCAAGGAAAAGCAAAGAAUAAAUUUUGAAAAACUUAAAUUGGCGGUACAGGCGAGGAGUUCGAAACGGUCAAACGAAUGCAUAGUUAAUUCAAAUGAAGAUGAAUUAAAAACCCAAAAAUACCUAGAAGAAAGGAUUAAUUUGGCCGAGGAUGAAUUUAAAAACCAAAAAAGUCCGGAAGAGUCAUUUUCGGCAUCGGCCCUCAAUCAAGAUCAAGGAAAAUUCAAUGAGUUGGAAUAUGACAAUGUUAUCAUCAAGGGCAUAAACGAUAUAAUGAUUAAUAAUUGUAUAUUCAAGCACGAUCAAAGGGACACAUCAAUUCCUAUUCCCUCACAACAAACGAUAUUAGGUGCGAUGGUUCUGCAGAUUAUUCGCGAUACGAAUGAGCUUACUCUUAGCGAGCUCAAGAUCAAAAUUGGAGAAUUUUCACGUGAAAUUGGAUUAUCAGAAGACCAAGGUGUCCGUGCUAUUUAUACUCUACUUGCAAAUAAACUCAUAACUAUUGACCGAUCAAAAGGAAGUUAUCAAUCGGUUCGAUCAUUCUAG